CGGCUGCCCGCCCGCGUCCCGCUUCUGUUUUCUGGCGUUUCCUCAUUCUGUUUCUCUUCCCCAAUCCCAGACCGCAGUGAUGUGGGCGCGGAGCCCGGCCGCCCCGCCUCGCUCUCCACCAUGAACGAGCCCACCGUGCAGCCGUCCCGCACAUCCUCGGCACCCGCCUCGCCAGCAUCCCCGCGCGGCUGGAGCGACUUCUGCGAGCGGCACGCGGCAGCGGCGGCCCGGGAGCUGGCCCGCCAGUACUGGCUGUUUGCGCGCGCACACCCACAGCCGCCGCGCGCCGACCUGGUGUCGCUGCAGUUCGCCGAGCUCUUCCAGCGCCACUUCUGCCGGGAGGUGCGCGAGGGUCACGACUACCGUGCUUCUGCUCCGCCCCGCCCCGCGCUGCCCAAGGCACGCAGCUCCGAGGACCUGGGCCCGCGGCCCGCCUGCGCCCUGCAGCACCUGCGCCGCGGCCUGCGCCAGCUCUUCCGCCGCCGCUCGGCUGGCGAGCUGCCGGGGGCUGCCAGCGACACCAAUGACACCGACACCGCCGCCGUCACCAGGCCGGGCCCGGCCCGCAAGUUGCUACCCUGGAGCCUGCGAGAGCCGUCCGCCGAGGCGCUCAAGGAGGUGGUAUUGCGCUACAGCCUGGCGGACGAGGCGGCAAUGGACAGUGGCGCGCGCUGGCAGCGGGGUCGCCUGGUGCUUCGGUCGCCAGGUCCAGGCCACGGCCACCUUCUGCAGCUCUUCGAUCCGCCCAAGAGCUCAAAGCCCAAGUUCCAAGAGGCCUGCUCCACCAUCCGGGAGGUCCGACCGUGUACACGCCUGGAGAUGCCUGACAACCUCUACACCUUCGUGUUGAAGGUGCAGGACCAGACAGACAUCAUCUUUGAGGUGGGAGAUGAGCAGCAGCUGAACUCAUGGCUGGCAGAGCUCAGGGCAAGCACAGGCCUCAGGCUGGAGCACCUGGACACAGAGUUCCCUCUUUCCUUAGUGGCAGAGCCUGGCCCAGCUAGAUCCCCAAGGGGAAGUACUGACUCCCUGGACCAAGGUGCUUCACCUGGGGUGAUGCUGGACCCAGCCUGCCAGAAAACAGAUCACUUCCUGUCCUGCUACCCCUGGUUCCACGGCCCUAUCUCCAGGGUGAGGGCUGCACAGCUGGUUCAGCUGCAGGGCCCUGAUGCCCAUGGCGUGUUCCUGGUGCGGCAGAGUGAGUCCCGGAGAGGGGAAUAUGUACUCACAUUCAACUUACAGGGCAGAGCCAAGCACCUCCGCCUGGUGCUCACAGAGCGUGGACAGUGCCGGGUGCAGCACCUGCACUUCCCCUCCGUGGUAGACAUGCUCCGCCACUUCCAGCGCUCCCCCAUCCCACUUGAAUGUGGAGCAGCCUGUGAUGUCCGACUCUCUGGCUAUGUGGUAGUCGUCUCUCAGACCCCAGGUUCUUCCAACACUGUCCUCUUCCCUUUUUCCCUUCCUCACUGGGACUCGGAGCUGGGUCAUCCCCACCUCAGCACUGCUGCAGGCUGUCCCCCCGGCCCUGGUGCAGAGGCUCUCCCUGGCCAAGUGACACCCCCUGAGCAGAUCUUCCACCUGGUGCCUUCUCCUGAGGAACUGGCCAACAGUCUGAGGCAGCUGGAGCUUGAGUCUGUGAGCAAUGCCCGGGACUCAGACUAUGACAUGGACUCCUCAUCACGGAGCCACCUUCGGGCCAUUGACAACCAGUACACCCCUCUCUCACAGCUGUGCAGAGAUGCAAACUUGUGAAUGUAACCAUUUUCAUCCCCUCUAGAGAACUACAGGCUGCUGUCAGGCAUCUCCAGCUCAGAUGUGCCCCGCUUCCAACACACACAAGGCUGGCAGGCUUCCUGUCAGCCACAGCUAGCUAGCCCCUGGCUUUCUCCCACUGUUUACAGAUGUAGUUCUUGUGCACAGGUGCCACUAGCUGGUACCCUAGGCCUGUCCCCAACCCAGAGGAGGUGGGGCUGCAGGCCCAGAGCUGGCAGUGGAAACUGACAGAGCUGAUGACAGACGUCUUACCAGGUAGGGUCAUCGGGAAGCACACAACACUAACAGUCCCUGGAUUCUCCCAUGGCGUCCUUCCCUGUGGCUUCAGUUCUGUGGCAAGUCCACGCUCCAUGCCACAGGCGAUGGAUGCUUCAUAAUCCUGCUUCUACUCUUAGCUUUAGGACAGAAGCUCUGCCAGAGGGACAAGCUUAAAGAUCAAAAAUGAUUUAAACAUUUUACCUCAGAGUAAUUUUUUUAAAAAAAGGAUUCAGGUUUCCAUUUACUACUCUAGCUUACUUCUCUGCACUGCCCUACUAGGGCCCCUGCCACUCUGAAGUCGGGGGAAGCGAAGUACCCCUGCCCCGCUCACUGUGAGCCAAGCUAGCAUGCUAGUGUCCUUGUCUGCUCACCCUCAGGACAGUUGCCUGCUAUGGGGUAGCCACUGUCCUCCCUAAUGUAGAGAAUGAAGUGUGUCACCCUUUCAGGGAAAUCCAGGCAGCUUGCAGAGAGAGGAGGGUGGCAAGAGACAUUCCACCCCAGUGCCUUAUGCAUUAAAAACAAAAACAUGACUCCGGUUUACAGCAGCUUUGCGGAGGAUGGGAUGACUAGGGGGUGAGGGUGGGGAGACAAACACAGAAGGGCGGGCUCCUAGCUUAGUGAACCCACGUUUAUAGACUACCCCACUCCCCAGCAUCUAGUGACUUACUGAGAUUGGCUCUUUUGUGAGCCAAAAAGGGAGCUGGCCCCGUGCUAUGAAGAAGCUCAUGGAACAGCUUCUGUGUUCUGUCCCGGGUGCAGCAGGGUCACUGGUGGGAGACUAUGGUCCACACAAUCUUUCCAUCUAGACAGUGCCGAUACUGUGAUCUUUCACGGCGACUGGAGUGGGCUAUUCACGGGCACAAACAGGCUUACAGCAGUGGCUUUGGGGAAUCUCAGCUUAACUCCUAGACACGUUCAGAGGCAAACAUGCUGCUGCCCUGCUGCAGCCAACAGGCCUGACCUCCUCAUCUGGUUACUCCGUACUCUGCCAGUGUGUGGGGGCUCUGGUGAGGGAAGCAGCUGCACCUCACCUUUGUGUUCACAGACCAAGGUGGGUCCAACAUAGGUGCGGACUCGUGUUCCAUCUUUAAGAUAACUAGCUUUCCUUCAUUGUACAUAAGGUAUGAACCAAAGAGAUACAAGCAAUAUUCAAACCAGUGGUCCAGAUUUGUCUCUAAUCUACAUAGGAUGGUUGGACAGCUGUGUCCCUGCACCUGGCCAGAAGCUAAACCAACUUCAAACUUGGGGCACUCAUUUCUCCUGGGCCUUCAGAAGAGAGACUUGCCAGAUGCUGUAAGCCAGCACCUCUGCCCCAUAGUGCUGGAUUCACCCACUGUGGACAGCUUCCUUUAAAAAAAAAAAAUGUCCAGGAUGUUAGAAAAAUGUAAGGCAAAAAAGUAUUCCUGUGACUCUGGGACAGAGUGACAACACUAAGCCAACACCUUCUCUCUGCUAGAGUAGGUCCAGUUGGCUGAAGGGGACAGGCCAGAUGCCCUCACCAGUGAGUGUGUCAACACCAGGCACCAUUCCCACCCCCAGCAGUCUUUACUGGCCGCCACUGGCAAGCGAGGCCAUCUAGGCAGGAAGUGUCCGUUGACCCUCUAGAGACAAAGUGUAGUCCAGCAGUCCCCACACCCUUGCUUCCUUCUCCUGAGUACUCAACUACACACUAACAGUCACCAGCACCAAAGAGUUAGGUCAACUAACCUGCCUUGACUUUGCCAGCAAUCCACAUGGCUUUAUCUGCAUAAAUCUUCUGCCUCUGAUCAUUUCUGGAUGGUGUAGGAGAAAGGAAUAGCGAUCAUUACCAUCUUGGGCCAGAUAACACUAUCUUUACCUAUGUUUCUUAACCUAAAUUAAGGAUCCACCUCUUCCCUGAGGGCUCGGUCUCUUGUUUAAAUGUUACCUUGGCACAAACACCAAGUGAUAAACUGUCACCUACUGCCUCCUAAUGAAGAAACAUCUAAUGGCCAGUGUGUGGCUGGAAUAAGCAGCAUUGUGAGCACAGGAACAGGGGAUUUCAUCUUCUAUCAUUACAGCAGAAGGUAUAUUUGGCAAAUCUUUGUUUUAUGUACUGUAUGAGUAACUUAUUCUUGAAUAAUGCAAAAUUUUGCUACAAUGUACAAAUUGCUAUAUGUGAAUUAAAAAGGUUUUCAGAAUUACAA
Molecule: messenger RNA, 4196 nt
Organism: Grammomys surdaster
Lineage: Eukaryota; Metazoa; Chordata; Mammalia; Rodentia; Muridae
Gene: Sh2b3
Product: SH2B adaptor protein 3
Exons: 8
Coding region: 121-1752 (543 amino acids)
Biological process (GO): intracellular signal transduction
Cellular component (GO): plasma membrane
Molecular function (GO): transmembrane receptor protein tyrosine kinase adaptor activity
Source: RefSeq, a predicted model, not a curated record